CGCAGCGUGGGUUUGUCCUCUGCUAGUCGUUCUUCUAGGUUUUCUUUCCCCCGUAGUUCUUUCCUUUGCUCCCGCCUCAGUCCGGCGAGCAUGAAGGCUCUAAGCCCGGCCCGAGGCUGCUACGAAGCCGUGUGCUGUCUGUCGGAGCGCAGCCUCGCCAUCGCGCGUGGCCGUGGAAAGAGUCCCGCAGCCGAGGAGCCACUGAGCCUGCUUUAUGAUAUGAAUGACUGCUAUUCUCGCCUGCGGGAGCUGGUGCCGGGCGUCCCGCGGGGCACGGAGCUCAGCCAGGUGGAGAUCCUGCAGCGUGUCAUCGACUACAUCCUGGACCUGCAGGUGGUGCUGGCCGAACCCGCCCCGGGGGCCCCCGACGGGCCCCAUCUCGGCAUCCAGGUGGGUGCGCAUUGGGGACAGCACCGGACGACAGCCGAACUGACGUCUGAACUCUACUCAAAAGAUGAGAGGAGUCUUUGCCACUGACCCCAGCCACCCCUAGUUCUGUAUGCAGGUGUUGUGAUCCCGCUGGGACCCCGAGGAUCAGGCUUUGACCAGAGCCCCAGGAAUGGCCAGGUCCACACUGGCUCCAGCAUCUGUUUUUCCCACUGUCUCCACCUCGCCUGGUUUAAGGCUGAAAGGAACUCUCAGCUGCGCCCCAUCUUCCCGGGAGCUAGGAGAACUGAACUGUGGGGCUUCUGUAGCAGAAAGAGAAAGCAAUUUUCAUAUCGGUUUUCCCCAAGUUUAAAAGGAUUGGAUUGUUAAGCAAAUCGCUUUUUUGUUUUGUUUGAAGGGACAUUUUGUUAUUUCUCUUCCCCGACCCCACCCCAACCAAUUUUGUUGAGGCAGUUGGAGACCUUAGAUUGUGGUGUCCCUGGAGGGGGGAGACCCUUCAGGAAAGAGACCUGCUUGUUCCUGCCCCCUCCUCAAGACCUCACUGUGAUUAUGAACUCUAUAAUAGAGUAUGUAUAGCAUAUGUACCUUUGUGCAGGAAGGUGACUUUCUGUAAUCAUGCAUUGUACUUUAUAAACUUUUUAUAAAAGUUAAAACUUUUUGCAUAAUAAAGGUGUUGUUUUUUUAACUUU
Dromiciops gliroides (monito del monte) is the source of this 1076-nucleotide messenger RNA. It is a transcript of the gene ID3, whose product is annotated as inhibitor of DNA binding 3, HLH protein. Lineage: Eukaryota; Metazoa; Chordata; Mammalia; Microbiotheria; Microbiotheriidae. Gene Ontology annotation, cellular component: cytoplasm; nucleus. Gene Ontology annotation, biological process: cell differentiation; negative regulation of transcription by RNA polymerase II; circadian regulation of gene expression. Bases 91 to 477 code for a protein of 128 amino acids. Gene Ontology annotation, molecular function: transcription regulator activity; protein dimerization activity. The record is from RefSeq and is a predicted model, not a curated record. The transcript is spliced from 3 exons.